UUGAUUGUCCUACAGGGAAAUUUGAACGAAAUGAAAACUGAAGAGGAUAAUGGCAUGGCAGGAUUUCUCACUUCAGCAAAAGAUGAUUCCUUUGAAAUUAGAAAGCGGAAUUUGACCACCGAAUCAUCCGCUUCCAGUCUGGCUACAGUUGUCAGUGCAGAACAUCUCAAUGAACCUGAUUCUUCUUCACAUUCCAAUGAAGAGGAUACGUUUAUUGAAGAAAGUUUUUCUUCUACUUCAGAUCAAGUGUCAACAAACCUUUUGGACUCUUGUACCUCUAUGUCUUCUGUGGAAUCCAAUAAGGAACAGCCAUGUAGCGUUGAAGAACAACUAUCAAAAACUCCAAAAUGUCCGUCAGAAUUAAGAGAGUCGAUUUCAAGUGAAUACAAUGAGACAGAUGCCCUCGUAAGUGUAACUGUUGCACCAUCAGUAGAAAUUCAAGGAGAACACACAGCAAAUGACAUUUCCUUAUAUAAAGAAACCUUCAUAGGAAAGGAAAAUUCGAGUGAAUGUCACGAAAGCAGUACUUACACAGAACAGUCCAAGGACAGCUCUUUUUUGGAGUAUCAACAACAUAAGGCAGGAAGUUGCGAAGCAUUAGAGUCCGAAAAGGAGGCUGAUACUUCAGUGAACUCGUCCUCAUUCUCUGACCAGAACUUGGACGCAAAUAAUUUAGUGUCAGCCUCACCUGUAAUUGAAGAAACCAACGAGGAAACCUCCUCCACGGGUAGCUGCAUCCUUCUCAAUGUCCAAGAAAAGGGACUCUUCGAUGAAGACAUUUUCUUCCAAAAUAUUCGUCAUAAACUGCAGGCGAAGGAAAGGAAACUUUUAUCCAGGGAAAGAAAUGUGUCUUCCAUUGCUGAAGAUUUCAGCGACGAAGAGAAUCUGUGUCUUCUGGAUUACAGGAAUGAUAACCAGACAGUCACUUCCAUCGAUGAUGGAGAUCAGUUCAUGAUCAUCAUUGAUGUCAGUGAAUCUGCGAAUGUGAAAGAGUUGCAACUUGAGGUAGUAGGCAAUAAUGCAGUGCUCAUCAAAGGCUCUGCAGUGACCAAUGGAGCAGAGCAGGAUGAUGUCAAAACCUUUUCUGAACGGCUGGAUUUGCCUGUUGGGAUUGAUGUGGAAUCUGGACACUGUGCGACCUCUGAGGAUGGCGUCCUAGUAAUUGCUUUCUCCAAGGUUACUUCUGCUUCUGCUGAAAGGAUAAGUACUGACGAUACAAAGCAAAUCUGUAUCAGUGGCGAUGAAUGUUCUGAUUAUGGAGAAAUGAUGCCGUCUACCAGUGUAGAAACUAUUAAUACCAGCGAUACGGACUGCAAGGACUUCAUGAAGUCUGUGAUGGGUGGACAUAGAGCUUCAUGUGGUGUGGACACUUCUUCACAGACCAAGAGAUCUGCUGAGCGUAAUUUGUCAGCUGAAGUAACUGGUUUCUCAGGGGACGUCAACGACUCUCUCACUAUUGGGCAUUCAACCAACAAUAAUACUAAGCAAGAGACAAUAGAGGAUACAUCUGAUACCUUGGAUGUUGGGCUCAAGUUUGAUGAGAGAUGUGAUGGUACAUUCAGCGUCCAAGGGUCCAACGAAAAAGGGAAAGGCCAUAUAUUGAAAACAUCGUGUGAACUAAAUCAGACAUUACAAAGAGGUCUUGAUAAUUCGGGUAAUGUUCCAAGUUUAGAUUCACAUAAUGAGAUGGAGGACUUCACCAAAGAAGGUUUCUCCGGUACCUUUAACACGGAGAGGGCAUCUUGCUUCGUUUCUGACUCUUCUCUGAGGAUCUCAGAAGAGGAAAAGGCCACAACUUCAAAUGAAGAAACUUCUGCAAAUGAGGGAACUCUGAUGAUGGAAAGAAGAGAAGACGAAUUCUCCAAUUCCAUAGGUGGAGAUGAAGUAAGGGAGAUGCAAGAAAACAUUAAUAUCACCUCCUUCAAACAUAAUCAUCUUUCAUCAUCUCAAGAAGAAGAAGAAGAGCACAGGUCUGCCAAGGACUAUGAAGAGAAUAAGGUUUCAAGUAGCAGAGCAAACGGUAGAAUGCUUCUAAGAAAGGAUUCAGAUGAAUCAGUUGGCGACCUCGAGUAUCAAAAAGAGUUGGAGGAACUCUCAUGUGUAGCUGAGAAGGCCGUGAAGGGAUACUUUUGCCCUGAAAACUACGUCACCUUAAAACUUCAGGAAAAGGGACUCUUUGCCGAAGAUGCUUUCUUUGAAAGUGUUCGUCUUCACCUCCUGGUGGAAGGGGGAGAAACCUGGCCCAAUUCAGGAGGUCUGUCUUCUGUUAGCGAUGAACUGACAAGCACCAAGAAACUGUACUGCAUAGAUCAUCUUGAUCAGAACAAAGUGGCUACUUUCAUCGAGGACGAAGAUUAUUAUACGAUCAUCUUAGAUGUCAGCUGCUAUUCGGAGAAAGAAAGGGUCAAGGUUUCAGUCAUAGAAGAAAAGGAAUUGUCAGUUGAAUAUUCUUGUGUAGCAAGUGACUGUGAGCUGGAAUUGAUGAAAACCUUUUCUACGAGAUUCGUUUUACCAAGUGGUAUUGACUCAGGAUCAGGACUUUGUGGAAUUUCUUCUGACGGAAUUCUUGCAGCCAAAUUCUCUAAACAGAAACACUCCAGUUGUCAUAAACUGGAACGAAGAGAGGAUGCAGGUGAAACACAAAACUGUCUUAAUGUAGAGGAAAAUCUAGCUUAUACAACACAUUUCCUCCAGAACAGAGACUGUAUCUCUUCAGAGGCCAAAUCUGAUAUUGUUGGUGUCGGUGAUUCCAAAGAGUUCACCAGUAAGACUUUCUCAAGAUUCAAGAUCCAUUCUGAUUCCUCUGACAUCCAAGAACACAACAUCAUCAACGUCACGAUGCUCCCGUUCAUCAAGAGAGGACAUUUCUUCCACGAUUCUUUCUUUACUGAGGCUCAACGACUUUUGCAAGAGGCCAUAAAGAAGGUCCUCAUGCAGUCCUCUGAAGAAGAAACCUGCAGACAUUCGAGCGACAUCAAGACAUAUAAAUGUCUGCGAAAGCAGAAUCCUACUUGGCAAAAUCAGGCGUUCCAUCUUGAAGAAGACCAGUACGGCUACAAGGUACUGUUGGACGCAGAGAGCCUCAAUGAAGGAUCAACGGUGGUUUAUGUGUUGGAAGGGACGGAACUUGUCAUCGAGUGUCAGCUGGAGACGAAAGGAGGAUCCUCACAUUCCCUUCAGACCUGCAAGAGAUCCUUUUCUCUUCCACCAAACGUUGACGUUAAUGAAGCGACUUCAGCUCUAUCUUCAGAUGGAGUUCUUUACAUAGUCUUCUCAAAGAGAGACAUUCCAUAGAUAAGAAGGUAAAGAGUAAAUAGACAAAGUUCAAAACUUUUAUUUUAAUAGAAAAUAUCUUCUUGUAUAACAAGUUUUAACAAAUCUCUUACUCAAUUUGACGGCUUGAAAAUCAUACAUAUUUUGGAUAUUUGUAUUUUUAUGCUCAAUAAAUA
Macrobrachium nipponense is the source of this 3449-nucleotide messenger RNA. Its product is annotated as serine-rich adhesin for platelets-like. NCBI's taxonomy places the organism in Eukaryota, Metazoa, Arthropoda, Malacostraca, Decapoda, Palaemonidae. Bases 31 to 3294 code for a protein of 1087 amino acids. Gene Ontology annotation, biological process: protein refolding; response to heat. Gene Ontology annotation, cellular component: nucleus; cytoplasm. The transcript is spliced from 9 exons. The record is from RefSeq and is a predicted model, not a curated record.